Molecule: messenger RNA, 2060 nt
Organism: Hibiscus syriacus
Lineage: Eukaryota; Viridiplantae; Streptophyta; Magnoliopsida; Malvales; Malvaceae
Product: multicopper oxidase LPR1-like
Exons: 3
Coding region: 101-1813 (570 amino acids)
Molecular function (GO): oxidoreductase activity; copper ion binding
Source: RefSeq, a predicted model, not a curated record
UCUAAAAGAGGUUAACCCGUGAGUAAAGUAAACCAGCAAGUGGUCAUCGCUUCCAAAAGACUUAUCUCUGCCUCUGUUUUUCUCUCUGUUUUGGCUUCCCAUGAGGAGUUUUCUGCUGUUUCAUCUCCUGCUCUUAGCUCUCGCGGGAGAGCUCACCGCUGAAGAUACGAUUCUGAACCCAUCACGGUUGGAGAUGUUCGUCGAUGAGCUUCCGGAUAUGCCCAAAAUCAGAGGUUUUCGUACGGUGAAUGCUUCCCCUGUAGCUACGUCACUCUCCAUUGGCAUGUUUAUGAAGAAAUGGAGAUUCCACAGGGACUUGCCUCCGACGCCGGUGUUCGCCUACGGUGCUUCAAGGCGCAGCGCGACGGUCCCUGGCCCGACCAUCGAAGCACUUUACGGCGUCGACACAUACGUGACGUGGAGAAACCAUCUCCCUCCAAAGCACAUACUGCCAUGGGAUCCUACAAUCCCCACCGCCGUACCCGCCAGCCAGACGGGGAUCCCCACCGUUGUGCAUCUCCAUGGCGGCAUCCAUGAACCCGCCAGCGAUGGGAACUCGAACUCGUGGUUCACCGCUGGAUUCAAAGAUAAGGGUCCCACCUGGUCUAAGAGGGUAUACCACUACAACAAUAAUCAACAGCCUGGAAAUCUCUGGUAUCAUGAUCAUACCAUGGGGUUGACCCGAGUCAACCUAUUGGCCGGCCUGAUUGGGGCCUACGUUAUUCGCCACCCUGAGGUCGAGGGCCCACUUAAACUUCCCUCCGGCGACGAGUUCGACCGGCAUUUAUUCUUUUUCGAUCGUGGGUUUCGUACGGAUGGAUCCUUAUACAUGAAUUCAACCGGAAAUAAUCCAUCUAUACAUCCCCAGUGGCAGCCGGAAUAUUUCGGCGAUGUAAUCAUAGUGAACGGCAAAGCGUGGCCGAAGAUGACGGUACGACGUCGUAAGUACAGAUUCCGUAUAAUUAAUGCCAGCAAUGCUAGAUUCUUCAGAUUUUUCUUCACGAAUGGCUUGGAAUUUGUCCACGUGGCAUCCGACUCGACUUAUCUUGGGGAACCCGUGGUGACCAAUCAAACUCUACUCGCACCGUCUGAGAUUGCUGACGUGGUCGUUGACUUUUCAAAGUCAAAGACCGAUGAAGCUGUUCUAGCUAACGAUGCACCCUACCCUUACCCUUCCGGCGAUCCGGUCAAUGAAUCAAACGGUAAGAUCAUGAAAUUCAUCAUCAAGAAAAUGCCGGAACUCGACAUGUCGCAAGUACCCAAUAAACUGAUCAAAUAUCCGUCGGCGGAUUCAUCUAGCGCGACGCAUACAAGGUAUAUUGCGAUGUACGAAUACACUAGCGACAUCGACGAGCCUACACAUCUUUACAUCAAUGCGAAGCCGUACGAAGCGCCAGUGACGGAGACACCAAAGGCGGGGACGAGCGAGAUCUGGAAUGUGGUUAAUCUGACGGAGGAUAAUCAUCCAAUGCACAUCCAUUUGGGACUGUUCAGGGUGUUGGAUCAAACGGAGCUAGUAAACGAAGAGGAGUUCAAGGGAUGCAUGUCGAGAAAGAACGACGCGGUCAAGUGCCAAAUAAGCAAGUACUCACGUGGCAGAAAAAUAGAGGUGCCAGCACAUGAGAAGGGGUGGAAGAAUGUGUAUAAGAUGACACCUGGAUACGUGACAAGAAUAUUGGUUAGGUUUUCUUACAUACAUUCAAACACGUCAUACACAUUUGAUCCAACUGGGAUGCCCGGUUACGUGUAUCAUUGUCAUAUAUUGGAUCACGAAGAUAAUGCGAUGAUGAGGCCACUUAUGGUGAUGAAAUGAGAAGCAUGUCGUAAAGCUGCCAGAAACUUGAGUUGUUUAUCACUGAUGAGUACGAGCAGAGGGAAUUUUAUAAAGUCGUAGACAUGAAAAAUACCUGAAUUUUUUUUAAUGGAAUAAAUGCCUGAAUGUUAAAGCGUAGAAAUAUUGCUUUAAAAAAUAAAGUAGAUGCAUCUUUACCAACUGGAAAUGUAAUGUUGACAAAGUAUGGUUUAUAUAAUUCAUGAACAAGGAUCCUAUGCCCUUUUGU